This is a messenger RNA of Cuscuta europaea, 2846 nucleotides long. NCBI's taxonomy places the organism in Eukaryota, Viridiplantae, Streptophyta, Magnoliopsida, Solanales, Convolvulaceae. The record is from the annotation of a GenBank genome assembly.
CACCCGGCAACCCAAACUCCUUUUCUCUCUUUUGGGGCUUCUUUUGUACUGUAGAGUAGAGUAUACCCCUCUCUAUCUCUCCACCCUCUUUAUCUAUCCCUCCCUCUUUCUCUCUCUCAUGGUUUAGUAUACAGUGUCUUGUUUGUAAGCAUCUCUCUUUGUCCUUUCUGCAUUGCCCAUUUCAGCUUCUUUUGUUUCUCCCUGCGGGCCUGGCUUGAUAUUUUCUUUAUUUUCUUGUUUCUAAAAAGUGGAGUGGAAAUAAUCUCAAACUGAGUUUUCUUGGUUAGACUUGUCCUGCUUUUGGAAUAAUAAUAAAACCCAAGAUGCCAAAGAACUUUGAAUUUCUUCAUGUCCGCAAUUUCUUGAUUGCCUGAGAAAGAAACAGAUGAUUCUGUCUGUCCCUCCCCAUUUGGUAGUGAAUCGCAUUCCCUCGUGUUCUUCAAGUGGAAAGGAGCUUCCUUUCUUUAUUCUUGCUCCCUAAACCCACAAAUUACAAGGAAUUACCACCGCCUCCCUCUCAUUAGCUUGGGAUAAUUUGAUCUUUGGUGAUAUACACACGGUUUAUCUUAGGGACCUUUCUAAACUGCACUUAAUUCUCUUGUAUGAAUUUCUGAAACAAUGAGAGAUGGCAAUUCCAAGAAAACAAAGUUUUCAAGGACCAAGACUCUGGUCAAGAAAUGGUUCAACAUCAAGAGCAAAGCUGAUGACUUUCAUGCAGAUGAUUUAGUCUCUGGAGGCGUUGUUGAUGAUGAACGGAAGGAAAAAUAUCUUGAAAGGGUGGCAAGCACUGUCAAGAAAAGUAAACCAGAGAAGACAACCAAAAGGAACUUCGAACGAGUGCGACAAAGUAAAAUUGAUAUUGAUGCCUCACAGGUUAUAGAUGUUAAUAACUAUAGGAUAUUUGUAGCCACAUGGAAUGUUGCCGGAAAGUCACCCCCUAGCAAUUUAAGUCUUGACAAUUGGCUUCAUACUUCACCACCUGCUGACAUAUAUGUUCUGGGGUUUCAAGAAAUUGUUCCGUUAAAUGCUGGAAAUGUGUUGGGGACAGAAGACAAUGCACCCGCUAAGAAAUGGCAAGCCCUCAUUCGGAAAACAUUAAACGACCUUCCUGGCACAAGUGGAAGUUGUUACACACCUUCCCCUAUUCCUAAUCCCAUUGUGGAAAUAAAUGCUGACUUUGAAGGUUCAACAAGGGAGAGAGCUUCAUCCUUCUACCAUCGCCACUCAUUUCAAUCAUCGAAUGGCAUGGCAACACCCCCACAAUCUAAAGGUGACCGUCGGUUUAGUGUAUGUGAUAGGAAUAGUGAUUAUGAGCCAAAUGGCUGUUGGGAUGAUUUAUCCGACGAUGAGUACUCUCCUGAUGAGUAUUACCCAGUUUCUUGUAAUGGUUCUAUGGAGGAAAGGGACAAAAACCCCAGGUACUGUUUGGUUUUAAGCAAGCAGAUGGUUGGAAUUUUUAUGUCCGUGUGGAUAAAGUCGGAUCUAAGGAAAAAUGUUCGCAACCUGAAAGUAUCUUGUGUUGGUAGAGGCUUGAUGGGUUAUCUUGGAAACAAGGGAUCAAUCUCAGUUAGCAUGUCUUUGCACCGAACAAGCUUCUGCUUUAUCUGCAGUCAUUUAACUUCUGGACAGAAGGAAGGUGAUGAGCUUCGGAGGAACUCUGAUGUUAUGGAGAUUCUCAAGAAAACAAGAUUUCCUAGAGUUAACGGCAUGGGGGACGAGGAUUCUCCUCAAUCAAUCCUUGAGCAUGAUCGAAUUGUAUGGCUAGGGGAUUUGAAUUACCGGAUUGCCCUAUCUUACCGAACUGCAAAGACGCUAGUUGAGAUGCGAAAUUGGAGGGCUUUACUGGAAAAUGAUCAGCUAAGAAUAGAGCAGAGAAAUGGCCAUGUCUUUACUGGAUGGAGUGAAGGACAAAUAUUUUUUCCUCCUACAUAUAAAUAUUCAAGUAAUUCAGAUAGAUAUGCAGGGGAUGAUUAUACACAUUCGAAACGAAGAACACCAGCAUGGUGUGAUCGUAUAUUAUGGUUCGGUGGUGGGCUCCAUCAAAUAUCUUAUGUUCGUGGAGAGUCCAGAUUUUCAGAUCAUAGACCGGUUUGUAGUGUAUUCUUAGCAGAAGUUGAGUCCAUUAACCAUAACCGGUUCAGGAAAAGCUUCAGCUAUUCGAGCUCUAGGAUAGAGGUUGAAGAAUUGUUGCCACGAUCACACAUAAAUGGCGAAUGGAAUUACUAUCAGUAAGGAAGAGCCUAAAAAAUCAUGGACAAGAAAUGAAAUCCUUUCAAGUCCAAAUUCAGCACCACUCAUCAUCAUGUACGAAAUGGAUUUUGGUGUUUUGGGGGACCAUUUUACCUCUCACGAGUAACUCGGUUCUUUGGAAAUCCAAUUUGCUCAUAGGUAAUUAUAACGCCAUUUUUUCGGCCUUUAAGGAUUUUUACGCAGUUUGCAGCCAUUAUCAACCUGUAAGUAGAAAAGAACCACUGCAGCUGUGGAUUGUAUUACAAGCUACUAAUUUCUGGUAAAAAAAUUAUUCCAGGAUCAAGUCAGAGAAUCCAUCACACCCAUGCUGUAGCUGAUCGAUCCAUCGGCAAGUCAUUUGACAACGUGCCGUGAAGAAAAGCAUAGUUUAUAGUUUUAAGAAUAGUUUAUUUAAGAAUAGUUUAUAGUUUUAUAAGAGAAGGAAUAUCAGUUGUUUAUACUUUUUAGGCUUUUAGCAGAGAAUCAAAGAUUGAAUGUCCUUGUACUUGAAAUGAAAAAGGGGUUACUCGGCCUUUCCCAGAAUAUUAACAACAUUUACUUUUAGUACAACUUUUGUGAAUUAAAAUAAAAUAAAAUAAAAUAAGCGUGUUUUACUU